Messenger RNA from Olea europaea var. sylvestris, 1632 nucleotides. Its product is annotated as early nodulin-like protein 2. The transcript is spliced from 2 exons. Gene Ontology annotation, molecular function: electron transfer activity. Bases 255 to 1451 code for a protein of 398 amino acids. The record is from RefSeq and is a predicted model, not a curated record. NCBI's taxonomy places the organism in Eukaryota, Viridiplantae, Streptophyta, Magnoliopsida, Lamiales, Oleaceae. Gene Ontology annotation, cellular component: plasma membrane.
UUUUCAACGCUAUUGCAGAAACAGAAACCGACAUAGGGGAGCCCAUAUUUGUACAUAUUCAUGUCUCAAACUUUAUUGCCGUAAUUGCUUCUUCUUGCAACGGUAACUUCUACAUACAGAGUAACCCCCCAUUCCACCUUAACUCACCCCUAUAUAGUUACAUUUCCAUACUCAACCAUUCUACAGUUUCCAUUUCUCUCUCUAAUAUUUCUUUAGCUUUGUUGUAUUACCUCACCAAACCCUUCAAUAUCUCCAUGGAUUCUGCUCUGUUUAUUAUUUUAUCUUUUGCCUGUUUUACAUGGUGCUCUUUUGCUUAUCAAUUUAAUGUUGGAGGCAAGAGUGGAUGGGUCUCGAACCCUUCUGAAAAUUACAAUCAUUGGGCUGGAAGAAUGAGAUUCCAAGUCAAUGAUACUCUCUUUUUCAAAUACAAGAAAGGAAUGGAUUCUGUGCUGGUGGUGAAUAAUGAUGAUUAUGAUAAGUGUAAUACAGAGAAGCCAAUAAUCAGGAUGGAAGAUGGAAAUUCAGUGUUCAAGUUUGAUCGAUCGGGGCCUUUUUAUUUUAUUAGUGGAGAUAAAGGGUCUUGUGAAAAAGGUCAAAAGAUGAUUAUUGUUGUUUUGGCUGUAAGGAACUACAACAAGCCACCUUUUGUGCCGGUUCCAGGAAAGGCUCCGCCGCCGAAAGGAGGUGCUUCGCCACCAAAAGGGUCUUCUCCAGGUUCGCCGUCACUUUCUCCGUGGUCACCAUCUGGACCAGCUAUGUCACCAUUUCCGGCAGGGAAAGCACCACCGCCAACGGCCCUAACACCAGGAUUGUCACCCUCUCCGGCAAGUCAUAGUAACGUGCCAUCUCCCACGGCCACCUCUCCGUCACCUUCUCCGGCAAGCCAUGGCAAAUUUCCACCUCCAGGAGCUACCUCUCCAUCACCUUCCCCAACAAGCCAUGGCAACGUGCCAUCUCCCACAGCAACCUCUCCGUCGCCCUCUCCAUCAAGCCAUGGCAACGUGCCAUCUCCCAUAGCAACCUCUCCGUCGCCCUCUCCUGCAAGCUAUGGCAACGUUCCAUCUCCCAAAGCCACCUCUCCGUCGCCCUCUCCUGCAAGCUAUAGCAACGCUCCAUCUCCCACAGCCACCUCUCCAUCGCCCUCUACAGCAAGUCCUGGCAACAUGCCAUCUACCCCGGCAACCUCUCCAUUAAGUCCUGGCAACACACCAUCUACGCCGGCAAUCUCUCCAUCGCCGUCGACCACAACUCCAUCGACGCCUAGUUCAACUUCACCGUCGCCUUUAUCAACCACCCCAGGUCUAUCUCCUCCAGGGACCAAUGGUACUGCUCCGAACUCCGGUAACAAUUCGGCGAACGUUAAUACUGCAGUAUCAGCACCGGCGUUUAGUUCUUCAGUGUCAACAGUCUCACUUAUCUUAAGCGUGGCUUUAUUGUCUACCCUUAGUUAGGAACAUAAUUAUUGUAUUAGGAUUUUUACUUUUUAAAUUAUUUUGGAUGUUAUUUUUGUAGAAAUAUUAUAAUUUUUUUCCCCUUAAAUAUGUUGUCGGUGGGUGACUUGAGCGUGGAUUCAUCAGUAUAUAAACAUAAUAAGAAUAUUGCUGUUCAUAAAUAAAAGCUGUACUACGUUCC